Molecule: messenger RNA, 770 nt
Organism: Bombyx mandarina (wild silkworm)
Lineage: Eukaryota; Metazoa; Arthropoda; Insecta; Lepidoptera; Bombycidae
Source: RefSeq, a predicted model, not a curated record
AAAGGUGACGACACCCUAAAACGUGUUUGUUUGUGGCCGUUUUAAAAUGUUAAAAUAUGGAAAACGUGAGUAGAUAUGAAUUGUUGAGAAACAAAUUUCGUUGCGAGUGUCCUUAUUUGCAAAAAUGCUGCUGUUGUAUUCCAUUGAGAAUGGGUUUGCUUUUUUGUGGCUACCUAAAAUUGGUCUCGGCCGUGGUCCUCAUUGGAACAGCUUUUAUGCCGUUGGCGUGGAUGGUUGUAAUGCUUAAAAUGGAAAAUGGAUUUGACGUAGUAACGUUAUUGAUUGUCAUACUGUCAAUAUCGGUAUUAGUGACAGAUUUAGUUUUUAGUAUAGUCUUCAUUGUUUCUGCUCAUAAGAAAAGCAGGAAAGCAAUGCAGGCCUAUUAUUAUUACAUGAUAGGUUUGUUAGUGGCCUUAACAAUACUCUUCGUUUUGUUUAUUAUACUCUUCAUGGUGUCCUUAAACCAUUGGUAUGAUAAUGAUUUAAUUAUAUCCACAUCUGUGGUCUACAUUCUAGAUACUAGCUCUCUAAGCACCGGUUACCGUUCUCUUGGACAUACAGUGAUCUCACCUCCCCGUCCAGGCGUAGCUGGAAUAGCCCUUUAGAUUACCAGCGAUUAGGUAGGUAUAAAACAGACCUCUGGUUUUCUACAGUCUAUUUAACCUUAAAAGCGGUCACCACCUCAACACAUGAGAUCAAAGUCUCAUUGUUAUUCUAUAACUACCUCCAGUCACUGAAUAUCCACCUCAAUAUUUUAAUGUCCAUUUGCG